Molecule: messenger RNA, 3351 nt
Organism: Lizanozyma spartinae
Lineage: Eukaryota; Fungi; Ascomycota; Pichiomycetes; Serinales; Debaryomycetaceae
Gene: SFL1
Product: Sfl1p
Exons: 1
Coding region: 1-3351 (1116 amino acids)
Biological process (GO): regulation of DNA-templated transcription
Molecular function (GO): sequence-specific DNA binding; DNA-binding transcription factor activity
Source: RefSeq, a predicted model, not a curated record
AUGGCACCUGUUCCUCAUCCUUCACAUUCUGCAACACCAAGCUCCGCUCCUCCCCCCGGUCCGACUUCUAAUACUCCUGCAAAUUCUGUUGCUGCCUCUGCAAGUUCUGCCACUGCAUCCCCCGUGGUGCUACCCACGGUGCCAAAGAGUAUUAUCUCCCUGACAGAUUUACAAGGAAUGUUUACUUCAGCUACUCCUGCAGUUCCUAUGCCUAAUGGCUCUUAUCCUCAAGUGGUAUAUGUUCCCUCUCAACCAGUUCAUCAAAUGGCCAGUACCCCCACUGGAUCGGCCUAUAUGACACAUCACCACCAACAUCCAAUGCAACAGAUUCCACUACAGCAUCUGCAACAGCAACAACAACAGCAACAGCAGCAUCAACAACAGCGACUACCUUAUGGAAUGAGACCUUCGGUGCCUUACAUUCCCCAGGGUCAACAAAUGAUGGUAUCGUCAGCUGGAGGUCCACCUCCAUUACUGAAAAAUGUCUCUUCAUAUUUUUCCAUUGGUACCGUAGGAUCCUUGCCUCCUCAUUUGACUCCAACCAACCCGUCAGCAUCGAGCCUUCCGACUCCCAUGUCUAAUGCAGGGCACCCGCAAGCUUACACCCAUAGUCAUCAUCGCAGUCAGAGCAACAGUUAUAGCCACGACAGUGGUAAACCGGAUAGCACUAAGCUCGGUGGUCAGGUACCACCUCGCAAGUCAAGCACAGCGCUGGUAACAUCUGCAGCAACUAAUAAUAAUGACUCCAAUACGAAUCCCAAUAAUAACAGCGGUAAUGAUAGUGGAACAGCAAUCACUGGUGGUUCUGGAAACACUGUUGCGGCUUCUUCAGAUGCAGCACCAUCGCCUGCUUCCAGUUCAGCUUCUGCUGCUGCUGCUGCUGCUUCAGUGUCUUCUGCGGUUUCCACUCGUACCCCUGUGUCAACUUCUGCCUCUGCUCCUGGUCCUGCUUCGACCCCUGUUACAGGAGCAUCUGGUUUGGCUGUGUCUACUAACACCACUCCUGUUGCUCCACCUACGGUAGCCACACCUGUAUCUGCUUCGCAAGCUGGUGCAGCUUCAGGUACUAAAACCCAGGUUGUAUUUAUUCACAAGCUAUACGAUAUGUUGGAAGAUCCCAACAUUAGCCAUUUGAUCUGGUGGUCACCUUCACAGGAUUCGUUCUAUUGUUCACCUGGUGAAGAAUUCUCCAAGGUUCUUGCACAAUAUUUCAAACAUACUAACAUCUCAAGCUUUGUUCGUCAAUUGAACAUGUACGGUUUCCAUAAGGUUAAUGACUCACAAGAAUUUGAAUCCGGAAAUGGUCUGUCUGCCACCUCAGCUCCCGGAAGUAAUUCUAUCGGUUCCAGUCAAGUAAGUCGUUGGGAAUUUCGUCAUUCUUCAGCUCAAUUCCGUAAAGGUGACAUUGAAAGCUUGCGUUUGAUCAAAAGACGUUCUUCCAAGAACGUCAAUUCCCAUAAAGAAGUUGUCAACCUUAAAUCCAUUCCAUACGACGAGCAGCAUAUCAACCAAUAUCACCAAGCAUUACAUUAUCAUCAAAAUAAGCAACAGCAGUAUUUUGUGGGUCCUCCAGAGUCCCCCACUGCGGCUCAAGUUGUUUCUCCACAACAAUUGGUGCCAGCUCAGUAUGCUCCUAUACCCUUGCAGCAAGCUCAUUUGCAUCAGCAGCAGCAACAGCAACAGCAACAACAGCAACAGCAGCAGCAGCAGCGGAAGCUCGUGAUACAACAGCAUCCCCAACCUACUCCCCAAACAGCUUCUGUGCCAGCUGUUCAGCAGCAAAAAAACUCAAGUGAACCGGUGGAUCCUCGUGUGACUACAUCAGGUUCAACUCCUCAACCACCACAGAGCGUUCGUUCCCGGUCAGUAUCUCCUGCUACCUCUCAACCUUACCAGCAGCAAGCUCAACAGCCUCUUCAACAGCCAUUUCAAGUGCAAGGUGUACCUUCGUCUGGCAUUCCAUCACCUGGAAGCCAACAAAGUCAGUCAGUGCAACAGCAAGGACAACAGCAGCAGCAGCAGCAGCAGCAAGCCUCAAGAGGUCGUCCACAAGUGGCUUCACAAUCGUCAUUUGAAAACAGUGUGCAAUUGAAGUUCAUUGAAUUGAACAACAAGUACAGUAAUCUAUCCAAAGACUAUGAAGUUUUAUAUUCUAACUAUGAAGUCAUAUACAGUGAGUUGAACAAGACUCAUUCAGAUAUGAUCUCUUUAGUUGAAUCGUUUGAUAAAUUUCUUUCGGCAUCAGCCCCUCAGGUGGCCGUCGAAACCAAGAUAGAUAUCACAAGAGUUGAUUCUGCUGUUCCUGACCGGAAAGAAAAUCAAACACCUGUUCGUUCACUUGGGAAGCAUACUGAAGAAGAAACUGCUAGUCCAAUGACACGACCAUCGAAGGCUUCAUCAUCUGCAACUAUUGUUCUGGAAAUUAGUAAGUUGAAAAACUCCUUAAAGAGCCGUCGUUUACCUUUGUUGAUUCCUAUAUCGGGUUUGGGUUCUGGUAAUCCUGCUCCAUCAAACACCACAUACCAUUUGAACAGUCAUUCUGGGUCACGUAACCCAUCGGCUUCAAACAUAAUUCCGCAACCCUAUCCAUUGAACCCUCAUUAUUCAUUGCAUCUCCUGCGUUCAGACUUUCGUCAGACCAUUGUCAAAGAAGAAACAAACACUUCAGCUCUGGUUACCCCUUUAACAAACAAUAGCAACCGCCAUUUUUCGGUUUUAAUGGAUCCUUUGCAACCAUUACCUCAACGCCCAACUCGAGUAGAGGAAACAACACGGGUAAGGUCUGAAUCUAAAAGCUAUUCACCUUUAAGUGUACCUAAUCCUACACUGAAUGAGACUGAUAAAUUAAAAGACGGUGGUGAACUUCGUAUGUACCAACGUUCAGAUUCUCUUCCUGCACCACCUGCAUUAGCAUCCGUCAAGUCUGCUGAACCGCAUCGUCACUAUCUGAUGGGAGUUAUUUCCAACUUUGAGUUUUCCAAAACCGGAAAUGAGUCGAACGAAUCAGAAAAGGAAGAUGUUCGUAAGUUAUCACCAACUCCUGUUGAAGAGGAAGAAAAUUCUACUAAAACUCCUAUUACAACUACUGCCAUUGAAGUUCCCUUACCUGCUGUACCAAGUGUAACUUCAUCAACCAAUACCGUCAGCAUGGGAUCACCCGCUGUUGCAGCAAUUUCUGCAUCACCUGGUGCGUCUCCAGUAACAGAGCGACCAAUCUCGCCUAAUCCUUUGAAGCGGUCUCAUGGAUUGUCACUGGGAUACCAUUUGCCAUCUCUUAGUGAGUUGGACCGUACUAUCAAGGGUGGAUUACUUGGCACUAACGAGGAUGCCAAUAAAAGACGCAAGUUAUAA